AGGUCGAAGCGCCGGCGGCCAAUGGCAGCGCGGGCCGCUGGCGGGCACGGAGCGCACGCCUGAGGCGGGGGGUGGGCGCGGAGGCUGCCGGGGGCGGCGCUCGCUUCCUGCUGCCGCUCCGAGCCGCAGCCCCGCGAGGGAGCCCGGCGUGGCACGGCCCCGCGCCCAGGUUCAUGUUGGGGAGAGGUCUGAAACGCAAACUGAGUGACUAUGAGGAAAACAUGGCUGGUCUCUCAAGUGCCUUUGAUUCCAGUCGGAAUCUAACAUAUCCACUUAAGAGGCAGUUAGUGCUGAACAUGUGCCUCACCAAGUUACAAACUUACAAAAUGCUGGUGGAACCAGACUUACACCGUUCUGUCCUCAUAGCCAACACAGUGAGGCAAAUUCAAGAAGAGAUGAGGCAAGAGACUAGCCAGCAGCCAGUUAAUGUCUGCAAUGGCCUUGGCCUUCAUUCGCAAAACUACACAGGAGUUGAUUCAGCUGGAAUUUCUGCACAGUUGCUUUCAGGUGUUAACCAACAAGAGUCUAACUGUUGUGACUCGCGGUCUGCGGAGGAGCCAAUUGAAAACGGUCUGCUCAUGGUUUCAGAUGAUGACAUGUCAUCUGCCAUUUCCUCCAUUCUGAAGGAUUUGGACUUCAUGGAAGACAUAAGCCCACCUACUUGUUUGGUUCCUGCUGGAGAUGAUCAACCAAAGUCUCCAGAAAAUGUGGGUCUAAAACUAGAAGAUGAUAGGCAAGAGUUGAAGGGAGCUGAAUGUGUGUUUGGUUCCUUUGAAAUUUCAAAUUCAACCAGUUACUUGAAGGAUUUGGCUAUAGACGACAUCUUUGAAGAUAUUGACACUUCAAUGUAUGAUUCAGACUUCUGCUGUCCUCCACUGAUGCCAUCCAGAGUACCCCCUGCUACUACAGAAGAAACAUUGAAAACCUUCCCAACUUGCAAUUCUUCCUCCACAAACAAUAUUCAGAUAUGUAGAACAGAUCUGAGUGAGCUGGACCACAUCAUGGAAAUUCUUGUUGGAUCCUGAUAUUUAUUAUUUAUCCAAAGAUACUUUUUCUAUACUGCCACUUAACUAUGGUUUGAUGAUAAAACCACUGGGAAAGUUUUAUAAAGAAUUUUCUUAAAAUGAAAAAUGCAAUUGUCCCUGGGUGAUUCUUUUAAAAUAUUUCCAAAAGUUAUUAAGCAAACAAGUGGCAGAUAUUUUUUUAAAAAAAGAAAUAUUUAUUUAAGAAAUUGUGCAAUCAUCUUUUUCCUUCCACAGUGUUUGUAUGGAAAUAUGCACAUGCCCUUCCCAGCCCUCAUUCCCCUCUGAAUAAACUGUAUGUGCAAUUUUUAAUUUAUCUGAAGAAUUUACAUGUAAAAUGAAUUUCAUAUAAGGUGGUCUCUUACUAAGACUAGAUUUUAUUUUUAAUAUUGAAAUGCAUGCCAAGUAGGCAUACAUUGAGUUGCAUGUUCGGAUAGUACAGAUCCGACAGCAUUACUAGAGAUAUGGGUAUAUUUUAAAAAUAUUGAGACACAAAUCUUUCUUCACUUUGGUUGGAAAACCAGACUCGAGACACUUGUCAGCAAAGUAAUCUUGCAUUUUCUAAAACAUUCAAAACUAUUUAUUUUUGUAAAUUUUAUAGUCUUUCUACAUUUUACUAUGUUGUUCAUCAUAGCUUAAAUAUGAGUUUCUAGGUGGAUGUGGCUAGCACUACCUCUCUAAGCUGAAAUGCUUUAACUCUUUCUAGUGCUUUGUCAAAGACUGCAGAUUUUUUCCCUUUGUGUUCCUGGGUGGUGAGGGUUUUUUUUUUCUUUAUGGGGAGAAAAUCCUUUUAAUUCAUUGAACAGAUCCUUUGUUUGACAGUGAUGUAGCUGAUUUGUGAAAUUAAAGGUAUUAAAUGUUUAUAAUUUGUACAAGUAUUUACAAAUGUAAUUUAUGUGUAGAUUGAAUUUAACAUUUUUCUGUCAGUAUUAUGUGCUUAGAUUUUGAAUAAUCUUGGCAUUCUUUAAAUUAGCAUUUAAUAUGUACAGGUAGGGUUUUUUUGUUCUUUUUGGAGAACACUGUUUCUCAGUCCUGUUUUCACUACAGAGCUAGAUGAUUUUUAUGUGCAAUAUUAAAUAUACACAUUUGCACACCUGGCAUCAUAGAGCAAAGUGCUUUAAAUUUGAACUUGCAAAGUAGCACCUUUGGAGGGUACCUGAAGAGCCAACUUCUCUAUAUCCUUUAAGAGACAACUUAAGAAGCUAUUUCUUGUAGUAAUAAUCCUUAUUGUUUAAAUUACUCCGAAAUAUUAAUUUUAAAAUGGUGAGUUAUCUCUGAGUAAGUACUAUCAUCCUGCAGCUGUGUCUGUGAGCUCAGGGGUCUUGCCACUCGUGUGCAGCAGCAGGACUGGCCUUCACGUGCAGAAAGCGUGUCUAUCUUAGAUAUGGAUGACCAUCAACAGUUCCUUGUAGUUAGCAAGGGUGGGGGGGAAGGGGGUUAUCUGUUUGUUUUGAUUUUACAUAUAUAUAAAUGCAUUAAUUAACUAAAGAUGAGGUUUGCAGUGAGAAUUAUUUUUCCCUGGAGUAGUCCAAUCUUUUUUUUUCCCAACUCAGACUGGGAUCCCUGGAGGUGCUUUCUGAACAAGGUAUUUGGCCACCUCUAUUUUUUCUAGAAACUUGCAUUGUAGCCUUCAAAGCUGCAGCACAUUUAUAACGUAUGUAGUUUUAAAAGCAUUGCUGUUCCACCUCAGAGUAACUGUUGUCCAUGUCCCUUUUUUUUCUCUUCUCAUCCAGAAGAUGUGCAGCAGUAACCAUGUAGCCAUCUUGGCUAUUGUAGUAUUCUGUUUUAAAAAAAAAAAAAAGUUUUCUCUCCUUCACACUCGCUCUCUCCUAAUACCUGUGGAAGCGAUCUAAAAGUGCUACUGUUGAGCUUUGUCUCUUCUAGGUGAGGCUUCUGCACAGCAGCAGAACGGUAGAGGAAUGCCCCCAGAGUGUGUCCAGAAACAAGGAACAAAAUCCUGGCACCGGCAAAUUCCAUAGGAAUUUUACCAUUAACUCCACUGGGGCCAAGGGUUUUGUUUUUUUUUUAAUUCAAGGGGUUUUUUUUAAUUCAAUUAAUAUAUGCCACAGCACAGAGUAACCGAUUCUAAAGUUGAGAUUUUAGAUCAUGUAACUCUUGGCUACUAGCUAGCCAAUCAGUACAAUCAGGUCCCUCAAAAUAGUGCAGAACCAGUUUAGGCCAUAUCUUCUCAACCAUUUGAAUUAUAUGGAAAUUGAAGGGUAUGUAUGUACGUGAACACAAUGUAACGGUUCUGUUAAUAUGGGAUUUCUGAUGCUAUCAAAUAUUCCAAAUCACUGGAUAAAGGGAUUAAUUUUAAAAGUGUAUAAAUACUUAUGGAAAAAGGUACAGCUUCAGAAUGUACACAGACUGUGCAUUGUGUAUAGACUACUCUGGCUUUUUCUCAGUCUCUACUUUUGUAUUAAUACAAGAUAUGCCUGAAUAAAUCUUUGAAAUACUA
This is a messenger RNA of Alligator mississippiensis (American alligator), 3480 nucleotides long. RefSeq names its product SERTA domain-containing protein 2. The transcript has 2 exons. Gene Ontology annotation, molecular function: transcription regulator activity. Lineage: Eukaryota; Metazoa; Chordata; Crocodylia; Alligatoridae. The coding region runs from base 174 to 1025 and encodes 283 amino acids. The record is from RefSeq and is a predicted model, not a curated record. Gene Ontology annotation, cellular component: nucleus.